Molecule: messenger RNA, 1458 nt
Organism: Trichoderma citrinoviride
Lineage: Eukaryota; Fungi; Ascomycota; Sordariomycetes; Hypocreales; Hypocreaceae
Product: FAD-binding domain-containing protein
Exons: 3
Coding region: 1-1458 (485 amino acids)
Molecular function (GO): FAD binding; oxidoreductase activity
Source: RefSeq, a predicted model, not a curated record
AUGUAUUCAUUUGUUCUUUGUUUACUUGCCGCAGUUCAAGCUGCGUCUGCAUCCGCUACUCAGACAUGCAAGACACUCGAUGCCAAACUCCCCGGCCGUGUUUCUUACCCAGACAGCACCGCAUACAAUGCUUCCAUCUCGUCGUAUUACAGCGGCCAGGAACGAGACCUGAACCCCGGUUGCAUAUUCAGGCCUACCAGUACCGCUGAGGUCUCUCAGUUCAUCAAGCUAGUGACCUCAAGCGGGAACACUCAGUUCGCUGUGCGAGGUGGUGGCCACACCCUCUGGCCCGGUGCCGCCAAUGUCAAAGGCGGCAUCACUGUCGAUAUGCGUGCGAUGAACAAUUUGACGUUGAGCAAAGAUCACAAGAUUGCUCAUCUCGGAGCUGGAGCUGUCUUUAGUGAUAUCUAUCCCCAGCUUGUGCCCUAUAACUUGACUGUUAUGGGAGGUCGAGUUCCAGGCAUUGGAGCAGGAGGCUUCGUCACUGGAGGUGGUAUCACGUUUCUAUCUCGUCGAAACGGCUUCAGCUGUGACAACGUCUAUGGCUAUGAAGUUGUUCUCGCGAGCGGAAAAGUCGUGUAUGCCACACAGAGUUCUAAUUCCGACCUUUGGCUUGCCCUGAAGGGCGGAUCAAACAACUUUGGCAUCAUCACUCGCUUUGACCUUGCUGCUUUUCCGAUGGGCAACAUGUGGUACAGCGACCUUAGCUACAACUACACGGACAGUAUAUUGUCGGCCAAUGCCAAGGCCUUCAGCAAUUUCAUGAAGCCUGCCAACUACGACAGCGCCGCCAUGAUGGGACAGUUCGUGUACUACACGAACCAAGGGUUCGGCGUGUCUAAUGCCAUGUGGUAUAUCGAGGAUGUUGCCAGUCCAAAAGUUUACGAUGCCUUUACCAAAAUCCCUAACCUGGGCGGCGUGUCGGAGCUUGCCACUGUUGACCAAGUCGUGAAUAACUUCGGGGAGAAUCUUCCAGUAACCACCGGCCGAUCCUAUCAACUCACCUUUACGUUCAACAACCCUCCUGCUGCCGUCUACCUGCAGCUGAUCAAGAUUUGGGAGAAGCGUAUUACGGCACUCUCAAAGGUCGAGGGACUCUUCAUCGAGUUCCUCUUCCAGCCUCAGCCUGUCACCAAUGGCACCAACAUGUUUGGUCUGACCCCUGGAAAGACUGAUUACGUGCUCAUCGACAUGACGGCCGCCUACGACAACGCAUCCGACGACGCCCUGGUUGAGUCUGUUAUCAACGACAUUGUGAAGCAGCAGCGUGCACUGUUGAAGUCGAGCAAAUACCUUGUCGACUUUAUCUACCUCAACUACGCCGACAUCUCGCAAAACGUGCUCAGCACCUGGGGUGCCAGCAAUCUCGCAAAGCUGCAGGCUGUCAGCAAGAAGUACGAUCCCAAGGGCGUGUUCCAAACUAGAUCUCCUGGCGGGUAUAAGCUGUUCAAGAAAUGA